AAAUACCACAGCAUAACAUCACUAAAUGGUGCACUGAGACACUUAGCAAAAGCAAUGGUUAAGAUACAGCCACUGCUCUCCACCCUCUGAGACGCAUGCCAAGUUCUGAGUCGAAGGAAGAGUUGAACUUGAGGUGCGUUCAGAGGACGAGCCGUUGCUCUUUUACAUUGACCAAAUAACAGGAAGUCGAUGUCAAUCGGAAUACCGCAGGCAACUGAAGCACAUCUCACUUGAAGUUAUUCCUGUAGAAAAAGUAAAGCUGUGCAAAUGAGCAGUGAAGUUUCAAACGGUGACACUGAUGCCCCUCGUGCCAAGAGGGCCAGACGUGAUGAAGAUGAAGACGAAGAUGAGGACUCAGAAGAAGUUGCCGUCUCCCCUGCCACCAUGAGUAAGGUGGAAGACUUCCUGCUGCCUUUCCAACUGUCACUGGAGAAGCUGCGUGAGGUGUCCUCAAAGCUCCGUAAGGACCUCAUUAGAGGCCUGGGCAAGCACACCCACCGGCGAGCCCCGGUCAAGAUGCUGCCGACCUUCGUCAGGGACACACCAGAUGGCACUGAGAAAGGAGACUUCUUGGCUCUCGAUCUGGGCGGGACUAAUUUCCGUGUGCUGCACGUGUGCGUGGAAGAGAACCUGCAGAAAGUGCUGAAGAACGAUUCACAAGUGUGCGCCAUACCUCAGGAGAUGAUGCAGGGGCCUGGAGAGGAGCUCUUUGAUCAUAUAGCAGCGUGCCUUGCUGAGUUCCUUGAGUCAUUAGAACUCAAAGACAAGAUUCUCCCUCUUGGUUUCACCUUCUCCUUUCCCUGUGAGCAAAAAGACAUUGACAAGAGCAUCUUGAUCCGGUGGACUAAGGGCUUUGCCUGCUCUGGAGUGGAGGGGCAGGAUGUGGUGCUGAUGCUGAGAGAGGCCAUUAAGAGGAGAGGAGACUGUGACAUUGGUUCUGUUGCCAUGGUGAAUGACACUGUCGGGACCAUGAUGAAUUGUGGGUACCAGGACCAGAGCUGUGAGAUUGGCUUGAUUAUUGGCACAGGGACCAACGCCUGCUACAUGGAGGAGAUGCGUAACGUGAAGCGCGUAGAGGGAGCCGAGGGACGCAUGUGCAUCAACACAGAGUGGGGGGGCUUCGGGGACGAUGGCGCCCUCAGAGACAUCCAGACGGAGUUCGACGUGGAAGUUGACCGCACCUCUAUCAACCCGGGUGUCCACACGUUUGAGAAGAUGAUUAGUGGUAUGUACCUGGGUGAGGUGGCUCGACUGGUCCUGAUAGAAAUGGCGAAGAAGAAUUUGCUCUUUGGGGGUGAGACGUCAGAAGCACUCUUAACUCCUGACAGCUUUGAGACUCGAUUCAUAUCCGAGAUUGAAGAGGAGGACAAUGGUCUGGAGAGGGCCCAGCAGAUCCUUACUGAAGAUCUGGGACUCCCCGCAGGGCCAGACGACUGUGAGAUUGUGCGGCUGGUCUGUGACACCCUCUCCACUCGCUCAGCACAGCUAUGUGGCGCAGCCCUGGCCACCAUAGCCAAUCGGAUCCGCAACAACCGUGGACUGAGCCACUUGACCACCACAGUGGGGGUGGAUGGAACCGUUUACACAAAGCACCCGCAUUAUAGCGACAGACUUGAGGAGACCGUUAAAACUUUGGCACCCAAAUGCGACGUGAAGUUCAUAGUGACAGACGAUGGAAGUGGCAAGGGUGCUGCUAUGGUUACGGCUGUUGCCCAAAGACUGGCUAUUCAUUCCACACUGCUAGAGGACAGCGAUGGAGACGAGGAAGAAGAAGAGGAGGAAGAGGAGGAGGAAGAGGAGGACUCCAGUUCAAGAACCACCACUGACUCACUUGGGGCUCUGUCAGUUACUACUAAACGACGAGAAGGAACUUUGAGUCAUUUUGAUAUUUGGAAGACGGUCGUCAUGGCAAACAUCCCAUCUGAUAAAAUGAGAAAGGCCGAGGAAUUCCUACAACCCUUCCAGCUCCCACUAAGAGAACUAUUAAGUGUGUCAACACGACUAGGGGAAGACAUGCGGUCAGGGCUGAGCGACACAACGAAUUCAACCCCAGUGAAGAUGUUGCCUGCCUUUGUUAUGUCUUGUGAUGGCACAGAGGAAGGGGAUUUCCUGUCUUUGGAUGUGGGAGGGACCAAUGUGCGUAUCCUCCUGGUGCAAGUGAGAGAUGGAGUGCCAGAAGUGAAAAAGGAAAAUAAAGAAGAAAAAACAAUACCUGCAGACAAGAAGACAGGGUCAGGAGAGGAGUUCUUUGAUUACAUAGCUGCUGAAUUGGAUACAUUUCUGGCCUCAAGAGAGCUCACUGUAAUGCCUGGCCUUGGUUUCAUCUUCUCCUUCCCCUGCUGGCAAAAAGCUCUAGACCAGGGCUUCCUGAUCAAGUGGACAAAAGGCUUUUCCUGUUCAGGAGUGGAGGGAAAGGAUGUAGUGCAGCUCCUCAAAGAUGCCAUAAGGAGACAGGGAAAGUAUGACAUACCCUCAGUUGCCAUGGUGAAUGACGCAGUGGGAACACUGAUGAGUUGUGGCAAAACAGACCGUCUCUUUGAUAUAGGUGUUGUCAUUGGCACAGGGACCAACGCCUGCUACAUGGAGGAGAUGCGUAACGUGAAGAGCGUGGAGGGAGACAAGGGACGCAUGUGCAUCAACACAGAGUGGGGGGGCUUCGGGGACGAUGGCGCCCUCAGGAACAUCCAGACGGAGUUUGACAUGGCAUUGGACGACGACUCCGGCAACUGGCGCAUGAAUACAUUUGAAAAGAUGAUCAGUGGCAGAUACCUUGGCGAGGUGGCUCGGCUUGUUCUGGUGAAGAUGGCUACAAACAAAUUGCUGUUUAAUGGCACCAUACCAGAAGCAUUGCGCCAACCCUAUGGCUUUAAGACCAAAUCCAUGUCUCGCAUUGAGACAUUGAGCUUGCAGGACAUUAGUCAGGUCCAGCAGAUCCUGGGACUCCCAGCAGAGCUGCUAGAUUGUGAAGACUGUGAGAUUGUGCAGAAGGUCUGUGAAGCCGUCUCCACUCGUGCUGCACAGCUAUGUGGUGCAGCCCUAGUUGCCAUAGCCAAACAGAUGGGGAAACCAGACGACUCAACAAUCACAGUGGCAGUGGAUGGUAGUGUCUUCGAAUUACACCCACAUUUCAGACACAAGCUUAAAGAAACUGUUGAAGAUUUGGAACCCAAAUACACUUUCAACUUUGAAAAAAGAGCUGGUGCCACAGGUGCUGCUAUGGUUGUGGCUAAGAUGAGUGAUGACAAGUGAUGGCAGCCGAUUCUUAAAGCCAAUCCCAUGCAUAUGAGCCACAACAACAACAAAAAAGAAAAUAGAAAUAGCAACAGAAGGUGGAUUCUCCUCAUGUGCCCCUUAAACAAUUUUGCUGACAUUUUCUUGAAAGAUAUGUUUUAUUAUUAUUUUCUAUUUGAAUAGCUGAUACAUUUUGAUAUAUUUUAAUUUUAGGAGCAUAAACAUGAUCAUGGCCACUUUUGAUGAAUAAGCAAGUUGGUAAAAUGGAAAAAAAUACAGCUUUAGCCUAAUAAAUAGAUUAUAUAUUUUGUUUUGCAUUGAUGGCUUUUGACU
This is a messenger RNA of Sardina pilchardus (European sardine), 3564 nucleotides long. RefSeq names its product hexokinase-2-like. The coding region runs from base 268 to 3249 and encodes 993 amino acids. Gene Ontology annotation, molecular function: ATP binding; fructokinase activity; glucokinase activity. The transcript has 21 exons. Gene Ontology annotation, biological process: intracellular glucose homeostasis; carbohydrate phosphorylation; glucose 6-phosphate metabolic process. Gene Ontology annotation, cellular component: cytosol; mitochondrion. The record is from RefSeq and is a predicted model, not a curated record. Lineage: Eukaryota; Metazoa; Chordata; Actinopteri; Clupeiformes; Clupeidae.